AACACCAAAGAAGAAGAGUGUUUUGCCGGAAGCGUGUGUUCUCGUGUUCUGGAGCUGGGAGUGUGUGCGGGAGUUCGCGGGUCGUUCGCAUCUCAAGCACAACAUAUCUUUCAAACCUGUCCUGUUGAAAAUGUCGGACAGCAGGCUCCAGAGUUUCCGGAGCUUUCUCACGGAGAGGUUCACCUCCGCGGCGGUAGAGGUGUUUGAAGAAGUGGAGACCAUUAUGGGGGCGUAUCAAGAAGAAAACAAACGUCUGCAGAACAUACUCCGCAUCGUGCUCAGCCCCGACAUUAAUCUGCAGAAGAUAGAUGUUGGUGUAUGCACCAGAGCAACCACAGAUGUCAGAGAGCAGCCACCCGAGCCGAGCACUGAGGCCGACCACGGAAUUUCAGAGACGCCGGCAAAAAAACCUAAAGUAGAGCCAAUUGAUUGGGUCUUCGGUUUAGGAUCAGAACCAAAACAGGAGCCAGAAGGAGGUGACAGCGCUGCUACCUCAGAAUACAUGAAAAAAGAAGAUCCAGCAGAAGACGUAAACAUGUCAUGUGUCACUGAGACAUUCAGCAUUCAAGUGGAGGAGUACAUCCCUGGCCCUUCUGAGACGGUCUCAGUUGGAGGCAUGAAUCAUGACAAUGAGCAAGCCUCCUCGUCGGACUCAGAUUCCUCACUAACGCUAAGUGAGGAAGAAAGUGACAAUGACAGUCAGGAAACUCAAAGGUAUACUGUCACAUCCAAGAGGAAGCCAGAGAAUUCCUUUCAGAAAACCAUGCUGGAAAUACCAAGGAUGAAGCCCCACGAACCAUCAAUCGCACCAUCUGUCUCCACGUCGUUUUUGGACAGAAUCACUGAAGCCUUUAAGGAUUUUCCAGAUGACGAGAAGCCUUUGAUAACCAGUAUGGGCCUCACGGCCGACGAGGUGUUGGUGGACAGUGCUUUUGGUAAAGUCCCGAGAGGUUGCCCCCUGUCUUACCAAUGCCCUGUACCCUCAAGUAAGGAUUACAUGACUCAUAGCAACGCCCCCCAUCGGCCGGCUCUUCCCCUGCCCCAUUACAGACUGCAUACAGUAUUGGAUCUCACUGCCCAGGAGCAGGAACAUAUUCAAGACAUGCAUCUCACCAGGGAGACAGCACACUUUAUGGAGUGCGCCACGCGUGAUAGUAGGGAGUCUGCAGAGGAGCUGAGCAAACUGCGCCUGACCAGCUGUUUCAGGGAUAUCUGCAGGCUUAAACCAGGACGGGAGCAGGCGGAGCUCCUGAUAUCAAAGAUGCGGAAUAGGCGUAAAUCAGCCCAGAUUGAUAAGGACAUGAAGUCUCAAGCACUUCGCGAAUACUGUCGGCAUCUGCGUGUGAACUGGUAUCCCUGCGGUUUGGUCGUUCACCCGAAUGCUCCGUGGUUGGGCGCGCUGCCUGACGGGUUGGUGUACGACCCCAGCAAGAAUCACGGUUUCGGGCUGGUGCACAUCAAAUACAUUGGCUUGCGAAGCUUCGUUACGUGUAGAUUCCUGGUCUGCCGGGACGGAGUGUUGACACUGAAUAGGAGCCACCGGGUAUACUGGAACAUCCAAGGAGAGAUGAUGGUGACGGGUGUGUGGUGGUGUGAUCUGUUUGUUUUCUCCAGAGAUGAUAUACUGGUUCAACGCAUCUAUCGGGACAGAGUUACCAUCAAUAUAAUGACGGAGAAGUUGCACAAUUUCUUUUUCCGUCACUACAUGCGAAGUCUGUUAUACACCAAUGACAGAGUGUCUGUGGCAUCAUCACGCUGCUGAACACACAACAUGCUCCUCUCAGGUGCUUGAAGUUGAGUUUCACUAAUGUUCUACUGGUAUUGUUACCUCCACCAAGAUGGUUUGGUUUUCUCCCCUGUUUGUUUGUCAACAGGCUUAGACAAAAACUUCUGAACAGUUUUUCACAAAACUUGGUGGAAGCAUGGGGCAUGGGCCAAGAGAGAACUCCUUAAAUGUUGGCACUUCUCCAGUUAAAGGGUUGGAUCCAGAUAUUUUAUUUAGUUUUUGUUAACAUUGCGUGAUGGGACUUUUUCAACAUUUUCCCCACCGAAUAAAGCAUCGAUCUUGAUGAAAAAAGUUGGGCACGUUUAGAGGACUGAUAUCUGGUACUGGUGUGAGCUCUUCUACACGCUGAUUCACCCCGUUCUGAUUGGUUCUUUAGAAUGUGUCUGUAGUAACUUUGUGUUAUUGUUUGUGUGUUAUUUAAAUGAAGAACACAUUACAUUUUGGUGUGAAGACGAAUCGGGACAGAUCCAGGAUUUUAUGUUUCACUUUUACAUUGUGAGUUAGGACGUGUUCUUUUCAAAUAAAUAUAUUUGUUCUAA
Hippoglossus stenolepis (Pacific halibut) is the source of this 2325-nucleotide messenger RNA. RefSeq lists its product as uncharacterized. The record is from RefSeq and is a predicted model, not a curated record. The transcript is spliced from 4 exons. Bases 131 to 1762 code for a protein of 543 amino acids. NCBI's taxonomy places the organism in Eukaryota, Metazoa, Chordata, Actinopteri, Pleuronectiformes, Pleuronectidae.